GUGAGUUGGAUUAUUUUGAAUAAAAUCAGUUCAACACAAUGCAUGGUUCCAUUAAGACGUUUCUCGGAUUAACUCUCAUUUUGUGCGUUAAUUCUAAAGAAUAUCAACUUUGUUAUUUACAAAAUCGUUCCAUCGGAAUAUGUGUACAUAUCUCAGAUUGUGCCUCGGCAAGCAGCGAGCUUCAAAAAGGAUUUCGACCUGUUUUAUGUGGAUUUUAUGGCAUACAUCCUAUCGUUUGUUGUGAUCAAGUUAAAAAAGAAAUUAUCCAAGGACGAAUUUCAAACAGGAUAAGCGAAGAAAAAUGUCAAGAAUAUUUAAAGUUGGACAUCAAAACUACGAUAACGACCACUACAACCACCACAACUACAACGCCAAAAAGUGUAUUUGGGAAUAAUGUUGCUCCUUUUGUGCUUGGAGGUGUGAAUGCUUAUUUUGAGGAAUACCCCCAUAUGGCUAUUUUGGGAUAUGGUCCAUCAGAAAACUUCGAAUUUAAAUGCGGUGGGAGCUUAAUCAGCGAUCAAUUCAUCUUGACAGCAGCCCAUUGUUUAGAAUCACGAGAUUUUGGACCUGUUUCCCUAGUAAGAUUAGGCGAUUUAGAUGUAUCUUCAACAACCGAAUUUGCAGAACCUCAAAACUUUAAAGUCAAAGAAGUAUUUACUCCCCCUGAGUACGAUUUCGAAUCUUUUUACCACGAUAUUGCUUUAAUUAAAUUAGAUCGUCCGGCUAUUUACACGAGAUACGUAAAACCUGCUUGUUUACAAUCCAAAUUUGAGCUAGAUCAUAAUAAUUUAACAAUAACUGGAUGGGGAGCUACAUAUUACGGAAGUGGAUUACAAAGUUAUCUCCAAAAAGCGUAUUUAUAUAAUUUGCCGGCGAAAAACUGCAUGAGGAGUUAUCGUCCACAAACUAGAUUGGCGAAUGGUUUCGAUGAAGAGUUACAAUUAUGUGGAGGAGAUCCAGAAUCGAGUGUGGACGCGUGUCAAGGUGAUUCAGGUGGACCCAUUCAAAUGCAAAUUCAGGAUUCACCGCAAAUGUAUAGGAUUGUUGGGGUUACAUCGUUUGGAAAUAAUUGUGGGUUAGUUCCUGGGAUUUAUACAAGAGUUUCCAACUAUAUUUCUUGGAUUGAAUCGAUAGUUUGGCCAAAUUAAAUAAAUAAGUCUGACCUCGAAACUGUAAUUGAUAUUUUUAGAACUUUAAAUGUGAAUAACCUGUGUGUUCAAGGUUUUCAAGAUUACAUGUGACCGAACAAGCAUUUAAUAAUAAUAUGCUAAUGGGGCUUCUUGUCUUGAUUUAUACCUUCCCGCAAUUAAACAACAAAGGCGUUUAAAUAAAACGGUGUUUUGAA
This is a messenger RNA of Onthophagus taurus, 1345 nucleotides long. RefSeq names its product venom protease-like. The record is from RefSeq and is a predicted model, not a curated record. Gene Ontology annotation, molecular function: serine-type endopeptidase activity. Gene Ontology annotation, biological process: proteolysis. NCBI's taxonomy places the organism in Eukaryota, Metazoa, Arthropoda, Insecta, Coleoptera, Scarabaeidae.